Messenger RNA from Zychaea mexicana, 2139 nucleotides. RefSeq names its product Poly(A) polymerase central domain-containing protein. The transcript has 10 exons. Gene Ontology annotation, molecular function: RNA binding; poly(A) RNA polymerase activity. The coding region runs from base 65 to 1900 and encodes 611 amino acids. The record is from RefSeq and is a predicted model, not a curated record. NCBI's taxonomy places the organism in Eukaryota, Fungi, Mucoromycota, Mucoromycetes, Mucorales, Lichtheimiaceae. Gene Ontology annotation, cellular component: nucleus.
CUUUUUUGAGUGUAUGAGUGUAUUGCAUCCUUAUUUCUUUCUCUUACCUUCUUAACUAUUUUCAAUGUCACAAUCACAACCACAACCUCAGCAAUCACAGCAAUCACAGCAACAGCAACAACAACAACGACGCCAAUGGGGCGUCACUGCACCCAUUUCUUUAGCACAUCCCACAGAAGAGCAAAAGAAGCUCACUACAGAUCUAUUACAAACACUCCAUGACCAUGGAUUAUUUGAAAGCGAACAAGAGGCACAAAAGCGUGUCGUGGUUUUGGGGAAACUAAAUAAACUGGUCAAGGAAUUCGUUUACAAAGUGAGCAAAAUGAAAGGCUUCCCAGAUUCGUUAGCUAGAGAAGCUGGCGGCAAGAUCUUUACAUUUGGCAGUUACCGAUUGGGUGUACACGGUGCAGGCGCUGAUAUUGAUACUCUUUGUGUUGUUCCCAAACACGUGGAGAGAGAUCAUUUCUUUACGGUCAUGUACGAUAUGCUUAAGGAACGGCCUGAAGUAACAGAGCUUACGUCGGUGCCAGAUGCCUAUGUACCUGUUAUCAACAUGCACUUUUCGGGUAUUCCGAUCGAUCUUUUGUGCGCUCCACUCUCCAUUGCUCGAGUACCGGACGAUUUGGAACUGGCAGACAACAAUCUUUUAAAAAAUGUUGACGAGCGAUGUGUUCGAAGUUUGAACGGUUCACGUGUGACCGACGAGAUCUUACGUCUUGUGCCGAACAUUGAUACUUUCCGUACAGCACUUCGAACCAUCAAAUUAUGGGGCAAACGCCGUGGGAUCUAUUCUAAUGUGAUGGGGUUCUUGGGCGGUGUGGCAUGGGCCAUGUUGGUGGCCCGGAUAUGUCAGCUGUAUCCAAAUGCAUGUGGUGCUUCGAUCGUCGAUCGGUUUUUCCGUAUUUUGUACCAGUGGAAAUGGCCGCAGCCCGUACUUUUAAGGCCAAUUGAGGAUGGACCUUUGCAAGUCCGUGUGUGGAAUCCAAAGCUUUAUCCAGCAGAUAAGAGUCACCGUAUGCCUAUCAUCACACCGGCAUAUCCAUCCAUGUGCUCGACUCACAACGUGACGGAUUCGACACGGACGAUCAUGAUCAAGGAAUUUAAGCGAGCAUCGGAAAUGGUGGAACAGAUCAUGCGCGGAAAAGGAAAGUGGGUAGAUCUGUUCGAAAAUAGUAACUUCUUCCAGGCGUACAAGCAUUAUCUCCAAAUCGUCGCGUGCGCAGAAUCAGCAGAGGCACAAUUGAAAUGGUCGGGUCUGGUGGAGUCCAAGUUGCGACAAUUAAUUAUUAAGCUCGAAUUUGUCGAGUUGUUGAUUCUUGCCCACCCUUGUACGAAAGGCGUGGAUAAAGUACACUAUUGUUUGACAGAUCAAGAGCAGCAGGAUGUGGCAAAGGGCGUGGAUUUGCCUGAGCGUUCGUUCACACUUAGUGAAGGAAACAUGGAUGCAAAUCAUUUGGAGCAGAUCAAGGAAAAAUUAAGUCUGACAGAAGAACAGGUCAAUAAUAUCAAAACAAUCUAUACAACAUCGUUCUUUAUCGGUCUCUAUGUGGAGCCUAAACCAGCUGGCUCUGGUGGUACAAGACGAUUAGACUUGGUGUAUCCUACACAAGAAUUCCUCAAAUUGGUUAAAGGUUGGGACAAGUAUGAACCAGAUACAAUGGCAAUUAAUGUCAAGACGAUUAAGAGUUCGAUGCUUCCCAAGGAGUUGGCUGGCGAGAGAAAAGUGCAGAAGGGAGAAAAACGAGUACGAGAGUUGGUGGCACAGUCAGAAUCAAUGGCAUCCAACACACCGCCACCCAAGAAGUUGCGCACAGACGGUGCUGAACAAAGUGGCAACAAUGGCAACGGUAUUCAAGGGGUAACUCCAGCAGCACCUUUGGCAGAUGCUUUGAAGGAGUAAGUAGUAGUAGUAGUAUAGUUGCUACUGUUACUGCUAACCUUACUUCUAUAGUUUCUAUCUAGGUGAUUAGUUAUCUUCUCUACAUUUUCCUUCCAAGUUCCUUUUCUUCUUGGCCUUCCUUUACUUUUCAAUUCCUACUACUAGUUGUAAAUUUGGUUUGUUUCGCCCUCUUUUAAAGUUUUUUGCUUUUUUUUAAAUAAAAAAGAGGUUUAGGUUGCAGUGUUGAGGAGAAAAACAAG